This is a messenger RNA of Porites evermanni, 8432 nucleotides long. The record is from the annotation of a GenBank genome assembly. NCBI's taxonomy places the organism in Eukaryota, Metazoa, Cnidaria, Anthozoa, Scleractinia, Poritidae.
AUGUCGGAAUAUCGCAGAGAAGCGUUGAAAAACAAGUACGGCGGCUUACCCUCUGCUCCGAAACGGCCAGGCAAAAGUAAUUUGUAAGUAUAAAUAAUUCAAUUUUCUGUGACUUGUAUACCGUUUGAUCUGAUUCUUUCCCUCAUUCAGUGCUCCUGGAGGAAUUCGCCGGAAGAGAGAUUACACGCCGCUGUCAUGGGAAGGGUAUUUCGAAACUUCAAGAGAUGUUCGGGUCAGCGAAAAAAAUGUAUCCUUUCUUCGUUGAUCGAGGUAGACUCUUAUGUACUAUUCUGUUACUGAAUGCAGACUUGUUACAAAAUUCGUGCACUCAAACUUUUAUUUUGAACAAGUAAAUGUGCAUGCAUAAACACAAAGCUAGAGAUGUUAGAGGUAAGACUGAAACUUUGUUUUGUUUUGUUUUAUGAACUUUAUUGGUCUGAGUCUCUCUCAAUAAAUAGUUACAGUAACGAAAAAAAAUAAUACUAAAAAAAGGCCAAAAGGUAAGGGGCAAACGGGACCUCCCAUGCAGGGCACUUCCCAACUAAAUCAGUAAAAAUCUUAAGAAAUGUGUAUUAAACUAUAGUGGCACUCACAAUUACGUGCAAGACCCCAUGAACUUCAAAGACAUUUGCUAAUUCAUCUUUGUACAAGUCAGUUAUACUAUUCUUUAAAGUCUUCAUGUUUAGAAAGUCACUGGGCUGAAUUAAUUUACAUAUUUGGUUCCAUAAUUUAAUACUGCGAUUUAAAAAUCAACAUGUAAUAAAAUUACUUAACGUGGUUUUAAGAUAUUUCGAGUUUACCAGGCUGGAAGUAAUGGACCGUUAUUACUGUUGCUCCAUGGUGGAGGGCAUUCUGCUUUAUCAUGGGCUGUCUUUACAGUGAGUAUAAUUCAAAGUUUAUACUCCGUGACUCACUGAGUUAUUACUUUUUUACACAUUUUAAGCGUCGACGAUCUGUUGAUUAGUUAAGUUGAAAGAAAUCCCAGAUUUCAUGAAAUUCUUAAUUGAAUAACCACAAAGGUUAAUACAAAAAUGCAUGUAAGGAGAAAAGUGCAGUUAUAUAUUUAAAUGUAUAUUAGGUAUUUACAACUUAAUAUGUACACCUAAACUCAGGAGAUUUCUUUUCCUUCAGAAAGCGAUCUCUGGAAUAUGCCAUUGUCAGAUCGUGGCAAUAGAUCUAAGAGGUCAUGGUGAGUAUUGUAAAAAGUUAAAAUUACCGAGAAGUUAACUGGUCGCUCAUAUGCUUCAGUGAAUAAAAUAAUGUUUUACAUCAACCCCCAUAAUAUCAUACAAAGCCUUUUUUACCCUUAUCUGGUGAAAAGGCAAAAGAUGCUCUGGACGAAUCCAUACCAGGAACCACUGAAUCCUUGUUCUGGUUUGAUUGCACUUGCGUGAAGUUGUUUACUCAUUUUAAAUUUUUUUUGAGGAUGAUGAUUGUGAUGAUGAUGAUGAUGGUAGAUCUUGCAGCAAGGGAAAUCAGGGGUCAGAAUCUAGUUAGCAUAGACUUUCUGUGUGGGGCAUACAUCAAGGAAUUAGCCAUAGUAACAAUGGUCCUUAGUGGGAGAUGAUUAGGAAGACUAUGUAUACGUUACAAGCAAAAAUUAAAUUCUGGUUAAGAUAUUUUAUUCUUGGUUGAUUCUCAAUUUCUUUUGUCUCCUAGCCCUAAUUAUUCAUGAAAUAAGGCUAGGAGACUAAACGAGACAGAGAAUCAACCUAGGUUAAAAAAUUUUAAUCUGAAUUUAAUUUUGACCUGUAACAUAUACAUUGUAGUAAACAGCAGUAUACUUAAUUCCUUAAGGUGACACAACGACCGAGGAUGAUUACAAUUUAUCAGCAGAUACCCUAGCAAAGUAAGUGUAAGGAAACUUUUUGUUCUUCUACUCUGUACUGCAAGCAGUCAUUUUCUUUCCUCAGAUCAUCAGAACAUGUAUGUGAGCUAACCUCUGGAUAUGUAAAUUAGUAUUGAAAAACAAUGAGGGAGUAUCUAGCACACAAACUUUUUCUCCCUUUGAGAAACAAAAAAUAGUAAAAGGAAGGCUCCUUGUGCAAUCUGCUGCUAUUACCACUGCUAUUUGUAAGCAGCCUCAUUAGCUUCCUGAGAUCCAAUGUUGUGUUUGGUGGUGUUAGGACCAGUAGAAACCUCUUUCAAAUUUGAUUUAAAUGAAUAACAUGCUGUGAAACAGAGGUUAUUAAGUCUUUUUUACUAUGUUUGUGAUCUAAUUUUAGAGAUGUGAAAGAUGUUGUAGACAAGAUCUAUGAAGAUGUUGAUUCAAGGCCGAAAAUUCUUUUGGUUGGCCACAGGUAAGCAUUUGUAUGACUAGAGACAUACUACUCAUCCUAAAUAACGUCAUCAUGUACAACCACAUGUAAUGAUGCGCCAUCAUCAAGGAACACCUUAAAGUUAUUAUUACAAUUUUUUUCUGUCAGUUAUGCCCAAUUCACACCAACUAAACAUGUGUACUUAAACCAGGUUUUUAAAAACUUAUGAAAAGCAGACACGGAAAACUGGAACCCUGGUUUUUUACACAAGAUUCAAAUGAAAUUUAACCCUGUGAGCAACUUCUUCUUUGUGAGGUUGCAAAUGAAGCCAGUUGCACCUGUGAGCUGCAAAGCUGGGAGGGGGAAAAAUGGAGACUCUCUCGUGUCUUCUUUUGCAUGCUGCUUGCAUGUGACUUCUCAUGAUAUCCCUCAACUUGAGAGCAUGUUUGCACAUCAUAAUGUUUUCUUUCUGGUGACAAUUAUAAUAUUUUAUUCAUUUCCGUGUAUAUUUUUCAGCAUGGGUGGAGCAAUAGCUGUCCAUGUUGGAGUUCAGGGAUUGUUGGGCCCAUCUCUAAGUGGUCUGGCAGUUAUUGAUGUGGUGGAAGGUAAAAAACCUUAAUCCUUUAGGCCCUAAGAGUGAUAAGCAUCAAAUUUCUCCUUGUAAUAUUAAUGCUUUGUAAAACAGAGUGGUCAUUAGAAUUAAAGACAUGAUCACACAAGAUAAAUUUGCUUGAUAUUUUAUUAACUUCUCCCCACUACUUCUGUAGGGAAUGAUUAGAGGCAACAAGUGAGAUUUCAAAUUUUGAUCUUUAAGCAACUCUACCUUCGAUACUGAUUUACGGCCGCAAGCAAAGAAAAAAGAAAAGGAAAAUGAAUUACAUAAUAAUACGCUAUUAACGCAGAUCCCACAUAAAAACAAUACACAAGCUUUGAGUUUUUUCAAGUGUGGAAAAAACUGCGAUAGAAACUAUUUGUUUUGUUUCCAGGUACUGCUAUGGAAGCCCUUUCAUCUAUGCAGACAUUUCUUAAAAGUAGACCAUCUACCUUUGGCUCUUUAGAAGAGGGUAUAGAAUGGAGGUAUGGCACAGCUGUUGCCCAUCACUGCUCAUUCUUGCUAUGUAGUUAAGCCUGGUUUUUGCUAGUAACGUGAUCACUUGGCUACCAGCUAUUUCCCCAUGUUAUUAUGUAGCCACAUGGGUCUGUAUCUAUGGUGGCCCUGCAGUUGUAUGGCAGUUUUGGUUGGGUGCGCUAAGUAAUAAAGCUUAUAAAAGCAGGCAAGGGCAGAGAAACCGCGAGGAGAUUGGGGCGCUGCUCGUGCACCCAGCUCGACAAAAACACACAAAAGUGCCAUGCUACCCAGGCUAUAUCUAUGGUGGCCCUNAAUUUGCUUGAUAUUUUAUUAACUUCUCCCCACUACUUCUGUAGGGAAUGAUUAGAGGCAACAAGUGAGAUUUCAAAUUUUGAUCUUUAAGCAACUCUACCUUCGAUACUGAUUUACGGCCGCAAGCAAAGAAAAAAGGAAAGGAAAAUGAAUUACAUAAUAAUACGCUAUUAACGCAGAUCCCACAUAAAAACAAUACACAAGCUUUGAGUUUUUUCAAGUGUGGAAAAAACUGCGAUAGAAACUAUUUGUUUUGUUUCCAGGUACUGCUAUGGAAGCUCUUUCAUCUAUGCAGACAUUUCUUAAAAGUAGACCAUCUACCUUUGGCUCUUUAGAAGAGGGUAUAGAAUGGAGGUAUGGCACAGCUGUUGUCCAUCACUGCUCAUUCUUGCUAUGUAGUUAAGCCUGGUUUUUGCUAGUAACAUGAUCACUUGGCUACCAGCUAUUUCCCCAUGUUAUUAUGUAGCCACAUGGGUCUGUAUCUAUGGUGGCCCUGCAGUUGUAUGGCGGUUUUGGUUGGGUGCUAAGUAAUAAAGCUUAUAAAAGCAGGCAAGGGCAGAGAAACCGCGAGGAGAUUGGGGCGCUGCUCGUGCACCCAGCUCGACAAAAACACACAAAAGUGCCAUGCUACCCAGGCUAUAUCUAUGGUGGCCCUGCAGUUGUAUGGCUAUGAACAAGUAGCUGUUUCACCAUGUGGAUAUGUUGUAGGUAAAAUCCAUUCUCAGAUUAAACCAGUGUUAGUUUGAAUUAUCAGGAAUUUCAUCAUUUCCUAUCCAUAAAUACUCUAAAGAGACAAAGGAAAUGCUGGCUUAAUCUGAUAACGAUUUUACCCACAAAAGAUAUAUUACUCUGCUGCUACACUUGUAGCCCAAGCUGUACCUGAAAUCCACAACCUCUUUUCGCACUCACCGUAGAUAUUUUAUUCUUAUUGCUAGCAUUUGUUUGACAGACACUUGAUGGCUGAAUAACUGUUCCUAAACUUGUGGGGUACCCAAAGCUAUGAAUCUAUGAAUUAUUUGAGCAAAAAGUAAGAUUUCCCUGUUGCCCACAGGCAAAAGAAAGUUGCCAGGGAACACCAGGCCUUGUUUGAGCAUAGUUCUGGACUGUUUUGCCAUUUUCCCCCAAUGUCUGACUUGCUGUUUAAUGUUGGCUUUGUCAAUUAACAUGGUGAGGAUAUCAAUCAUAGCUAGGUGGCACUUAAGUAAUACUUAGGGCUGUAACAGUUCUGGACCACUGAAUCAACUGAAGUGAGUUAAUUUUUUUUUUCAGCGUGCGAAGUGGUCAAAUACACAAUGUGGAAUCAGCACGGGUAUCCAUGGCGGGGCAGUUAAUGAGGUAACAUUGGUUAUUCUUUAAACUGUUUGUAAUACUAUAGAGCUUUUAGCAAUCAUCAUGGGAUGGGAUUUAAAACAUGACUAAUAACGUGAAUUUUCAUUCAUUAAAACUUAUUGCAGUCUCCUUCCCUGCCCUCACUCGGCAGACAGCAUUGCAUAAGUGCCACACAAAGUGGCUGCGAAGGAGACUAUGAUAAGUUUUAAAGAAUGUGAAUUCAAGAAGGAAAAGGAAAUGAACUUUAUUCUGCCAGUGGCUCAGGUGAACAUCCUGCACACUGCAAGGUUUGGAAUGUACAAAAGUGCAUGCAUGGCAUAUGUGCAGUGUUACAAACGUGAUGGCUCAUUGUGGCUAACAUUGUAUAAUUUUACAGAUGUAACAGCAGUUGUGAAAGUGAGACAGAGAGAUGUCCAUCCAGCUCACCGUCCCCGUCACAUUUUUGUGAUGCAAUAACUGAAGAAUCACAAGAAACAACACUAACAGACGCGCCUGAAAUAACAUCAGAGACCCCUACCACCGAUUCCAAGCCAGCGGUGAGCUUUAUCACUCGUGUUUUGCUGUAAUGUAAAUUUGUACCUUUACCAUCGUCACGUUAUGUAAAAGUAAUCAUCUGCAGAACAUAAAAGUUGUUGUGGCAAUGUAGGAUCUGGAAAGGGGUUCCUGUGCAUUCCCGCUCUUUUUUCACAAAAAUCCCGCCUCCUGAACAUGUUUCAUCACUAUCUCGACUGCACUGUAGUUACCGUCGUUUCUCUACAAAGUCGGCGUUUCGCUGCAUCAUAAGGUCGAUUCGCUGCAACCAACUUUUUGUAUUAAACAGUUUAAAACAAUUUAGAAUGAAAGACAAACGGGUGAUAACGGGUUCAGUUAGCGAAACGACUUAACAAAUUUGCAGCGAAACGAAUAUACUCCCGUGUGUCUCCUCCUCUCAAGGUAAUUCGGGCAGAAACCAACUGUGGUCCGGAAUUAGCAGCUAAGCGAUACACAGAUGUCUCUCCUCCUCCAAUCAUUCUGAAGGGCAGAGGUAGAUGAACACGGGCUUUAACUCUUAAACGUCCAAAAAAUUAAGGGCAGUUUGUUGUUUUGUCCAUAGGAAGUUAAAGAAAGAUUUCAAUGGAGAAUUGACUUGUCCAAGACGGACCAAUUUUGGAAAGGUGACUUACGGAAAAGGCUCCCUUUUGGGAGUUGAUAGAAAAUAGUUAUACAGAUGCACAUUGUAUUUAUUAUCCUUAGCUUGCGGUUUUGUCUGACGAGCAAGGAAUUGAGCAUCAAAGGAACGCGCGGAACUAGCCUGCGAGUAUGCCCUCCAUUUGGAGGAUCUUGCGAGAAGUCACGCGUGAGCGGCACGCGAGAUGGAGAGCUUUCUCGCAGGCUAGCGCAAAGCGAGACAAGCCGAGCUUUUCGUCACUCGCGCACGCUCCCCCAAUAUCCUUCAUAAAACACCAUCUACGCAGGCACAUUGUAUUCGCUCAAUCAGUUUAAAACUAACGAGCCAACAUUAUAAUCAUCUAUGAUUUAACUUUUAGGUUGGUUUCAAGACAUGUCAAAAUUGUUCCUCUCCUGUCGUGUUCCAAAGCUUCUUAUCUUAGCAGGUAAUUCAUUUAUAUUCACGUUACUGAAAUUGUCUAGAAUAGCGUGACGUAGCCGUUUUAAGGGACAUGGUUGCACGGGAAACACGUUGAAAUUUACGCAACCUCGUUCUCAGGCGGCCUCUCUCCUCCUCUUCGGAGGGUCGAGUAUGAGGGAACCUGGGAGCGAGGUUGCAAAUUUAAGUUGAAGUACAUUCAGAGUUUCAGAAUACCCUAAGACUGAUCCUUCUUUUUUUUCAGGUGUCGAUCGUCUUGACAGAGACCUCACCAUAGGUCAAAUGCAAGGUUUGUACCGCAGGCAAUUUUUCUGAAUUUUCUUUCAAAAAUUUUGUGUGGAGUUGAGUUCCCAAGGACUGUAUCAAAGUUUUAAAAAGGAACUAGAAAAUCGUUGUGUUGUGUUCACGUCCUCCAGGAUACAGUAGGCUGAUUUAACAACAGAACGGGAACGUCAGUUGACGACGGCGCGCGCAAAUCAAACAACUGGCUUGUCCAAUGGCUGAGCGGCAAAUUGGGCACCGGAAGUCGAGUUUAGUCCUUUCCGCGCGCUUUCCCGUCGUCAUAUGACGUUCCCGUUCUGUUGCUAAUUCAGCCUAGUCCCGCAACGACGGCGAAGAUAUGCACAAAAAGCGUGGUGCACGUGCAAGGUUGUUGGUUUGCUAAUCUUAACCUGUUGCUUUUAUGGUGUUUUUAUGACGUUCUCGUUGUCGUGUCGUUGUCGUCGUCGUCGUCGCCGCUUAAGCUCCCUAAUAAUAAUAGCUACCUAGAAUUGUAACAUUAAUCCAUCUUUGAUUGAAAGAGUUGAUUAAAUUAGUUUUCUUUGGAAUGAAUGAUGACACUAAGAUGUUAUCUAAAAGCAGAAAAGUUAAAUUUGUAUUUUGUUCUGUUAUGCCGCGAAUAUAAGGCUGUUUAGAUGGAGAGAGAAAGAUCCUAGCACCAGGAAGAUCCUCGAAGGCGGAUCAUCCUAGCGUCAUAUGUUUUCUGUAUUCGGUUUACAUGCAAAGGCUUGUACUUUUCCCUAGCGCUAGGAUCUUCGUCGAUGUACUAGCAAGAUCCUAGCACCAUGUAAACUGCCUACGCUAAAAAGAUUGUACUAUUGUACUAACCGACGCCAUUUUUGUCUAGUUUGUCCCCCGGAUGCUCUUAAAAACCGCCACGAACGUCAUAAAAAGCGCAGCCCGGAGAAGAUUCGUUCUGUGGCUAAUCACGACAAUAAAUACCGACAAUUUUCGUUUGGCGUGACCACGAUCUGAUUAUUGUGAUAAUUCUGCUGUAAGGUAGAAAGGUGAGAGCAGAAGGGCCCAAAUUACAUUUUUGUUUCGUCCGUUAUUUUUAAUUCUUUCUCGAUCCUUCUCUACUUGGGCACCACACGGACCGAAAUUUCUGCAUGUAAACCCAACGAAAGGUUGUUUCGCCUUCAACGAUCUCCCUCCCUCCUCGGUGGUAAACAGCCGCUAUAUUAAUUUUCUAUGUUCAUUGUGUUUAGGUCAAUUCCAGUUGCAAGUGUUGUCUCGAUGUGGGCACAGUGUCCAUGAAGACGCCCCCGAUAAGGUUAGAAGCAGUUUACGUUAAAACGCUGAGGGCGUCUUGAUUUUUGUCCUUUUAAAGGGUUGGUUUGGAACCCAAGGACUCUUUUCACGGAUUUCGACAGAUCUAAUGGGAAUGUGCAAGUUCUAAAGUACUGCUGUCGAGGUUUCACUUAAAUGGUUACACCUUAGGAUUUCGCACUAGCAUGUUGAUGUUAGAACAUCACAUCUCACUAAAACAACGUUAUACAAAACAAAUUAUGUCUCCUUUUUGCUGCAGGUUGCAGAAGUUCUGGUAGCUUUCCUGGUGCGCUUAAAACUUGCACAGGCGAAGGAAAACUUUCGUAGGUAA